AUGAAGAAAUCAAAUGGGUUAUUACAAUUAAAAAAAGUUUCAAUGAAUCACAAUCAAACAAAUUAAGAUUCAGAGUUUCUAUGGGAUAUUGAAAGAACAACAAGUUAUGAAAGUAGCCAAUUCAGAAGAUCAAUAGAUAUUACUUCAUAUAGAAGAACAUCUACAUCUUCAAAAGGAGAUAAUUCUAUCAGUCCUAAUUUAUAAAGAAGAAAUUCUUUUGUAACAUUUGAAUCAAAUGAUUCUUCUUUGUCUAUCAGUUAAAUUAAAAAUAUUAAAGAGUAAUUCAACAUAAUAAGCUUAGUCCUAUAAAACAUAUUUGUAUGAGUGAAUUAUAACUAAAAAUAUGGAAAAGUCUAAUAAAAUGUUCCAAUUCAUAAUUAGUACGUUAUAUAUUUUAUUUAGGAAUCAGCAUAUAUAAUUGAUAUUAUAGUGAUAUGUUUAGGAUAAGAAUAUGAAUUUAAAUUUGAUAUUUCCAAGUUAUCAUGCUUUAUGACUAUAUAAGAACUUAGUGAAUAGAUUAAUUUGAUAUUUUUUGAAUAAAGAAGUUAGAGUACAAUAAUAUAAAUAAUUAGACAGAACUUUAAGAUCCAUAAUUACAUAUUUUGAUAGGAAUAAUAAAAACUUAAAGACUUGA
Paramecium pentaurelia is the source of this 634-nucleotide messenger RNA. The record is from the annotation of a GenBank genome assembly. Lineage: Eukaryota; Ciliophora; Oligohymenophorea; Peniculida; Parameciidae.